AUGACGCACUCCGCAGUCAAAGAUUGCAAUGGGCUGGAGAACCCCAGUUUUAUGGUUGAAGAUGGAGACCAAUACAGUGCCUUGUCUCAACUCCAUGCCAAGGGCCUAAAGGAAGAGAAGAAAGACCAGGGCAAGAACUGCAGUACACUAGUGUACUCUGUCACUGAGAUUCCACCAUGGUACCUCUGCAUCCUGCUAGGGAUUCAGCACUACCUGACAGCUCUGGGUGGUCUUGUAGCCAUCCCUCUGAUCCUGUCCAAAGAGCUUUGCCUGCAGCACGACCCCCUGACCCAGGGUCACCUGAUCAGCACCAUCUUCUUUGUCUCGGGAAUUUGUACCCUCCUUCAAGUCCUCUUUGGAGUCAGGUUGCCCAUUCUCCAAGGAGGGACUUUUGCAUUCUUGACUCCUUCCCUUGCCAUGCUCUCCCUCCCUAACUGGAGAUGCCCUGCGUGGACGCAGAAUGCCAGCCAGGUGAAUGCUACUUCGCCGGAGUUCAUCGAGGUCUGGCAGUCAAGGAUGCGAGAGCUGCAGGGAGCCAUCAUGGUCGCUUCCUGUUUCCAAAUAUUUGUUGGAUUUUCUGGCCUGAUUGGAUUUCUGAUGCGAUUCAUCGGUCCCUUGACCAUUGCCCCAACCAUAACCUUGGUUGCGCUGCCUCUCUUCAACUCUGCAGGAGAUGAGGCUGGCUCACAUUGGGGCAUAUCAGCCAUGGCCAUUUUCUUCAUAGUUCUGUUCUCUCAGUACCUGAAAAAUGUGCCUGUGCCACUGCCAUCGUACCAAGGAUCCAGGAAGUGCCACUUCUCGAAGGUCUACCUCUUCCAGAUCUUCCCCGUUCUUCUUGGCCUCGCCAUUACUUGGCUGAUAUGUUUUGCACUCACUGUUACCAAUGCCUUCCCCUCGGACCCUGCAGUUUAUGGCUAUCUGGCUCGGACUGACAUCAAAGGAGACGUUCUGUCCCAAGCACCCUGGUUCCGGUUCCCAUACCCAGGCCAGUGGGGAGUUCCAACAAUCAGUUUGGCUGGGAUAUUUGGCAUCAUAGCUGGAGUGAUUUCCUCUAUGGUGGAGUCAGUAGGCGAUUACUAUGCCUGCGCCCGACUGUCUGGUGCCCCGCCCCCUCCGAAGCAUGCUAUCAACCGUGGAAUUGGAGUUGAGGGAAUUGGCUGUCUUCUGGCUGGGGCCUGGGGAACAGGGAAUGGCACCACUUCUUACAGUGAGAAUGUUGGAGCGCUGGGAAUCACCCGGGUAGGAAGUAGAAUAGUGAUCAUUGCUGGUGGCUGCGUGUUGCUUGUGAUAGGCAUGUUUGGGAAGAUCGGCGCUGUGUUCGCCAGCAUACCAACACCCCUGAUUGGAGGACUGCUCCUUGUGAUGUUUGGAAUCAUCACUGCUGUGGGAGUUUCCAAUUUGCAGUAUGUGGACAUGAACUCCUCAAGAAACCUGUUUAUCUUUGGAUUUUCUAUAUAUGCGGGUCUGGCAAUUCCCAACUGGGUAAACAAAAAUUCUCAAGUGCUAGAAACAGGAAUUCUCCAGCUAGACCAAGUGAUCCAAGUGCUCCUCACCACUGGCAUGUUUGUGGGUGGAUUCCUGGCAUUUAUCCUUGAUAACACGAUUCCGGGAAGCCAGGAAGAGCGAGGAUUCUUAGCCUGGAAAGAGACCUGCCAGGAGGAGUGUGACGAGAUUCGUGUUAUGGAAGUCUACAAUCUUCCAUUUGGAAUAGGCACCAAGUUCUGCACCUCCUCUUGGGUUCAGUUCCUCCCAACUUGCCCCAAAAGGCUAUCUGUAUACAAGAGAAAGGAAGAACCAAAGAGCCUCAAACAGGAAAACAGUUUCAAAACAAGCUCAGAAAGAGAACUAGAGAUAGACAUGGAUACAAAGAUAUAAGCCCAUGGUUAGGAGGUGGACUCAUUUACAAAGCACGUGCCAUGAAAACCAUAUUUACAGAUAUCCUGACAGAAGUUGGAACAGGAGAAUAGGUGAUAAAACGUUUGUUUUCUAUUCCCAGCUCUGCCACUGACUCCUUGUGUGACCUUGAGCAAGUCACCUCACCUCUUUCUGCCUCUAUUUAUCCAGAUGUAGCAAGAAUAUACUGACUGGCACUGGUCCCUGAGAUCUCCCUGACACAGGUUAGGAGGCAGCACGUUGGUCCCUGGUAUCAAAAAGGUUCCAAAACACUGCUCUAGAGAGAGGCGGCCUUGUGACCGACCUGGCUGAAGAAGAGACUUUUCAGUUUCCAAGCAGUUUUGAAAAAUUGGGCCGGGGGGAGGGAAACGAAAAUGACAUUUUUCAAAAUUUUGGGGUGAAUUGAAAAGUCAAGCCAGAUGAGCAGAAUGUUUUGGUGAUACAGAAAUGAAACCUUUCAGUUUGACUUUCAAGUGUUUUGACAAAAGCAAAGGAGUCAUAAAAUGGCCAGAGGAGGUCCUACCACCUCCCUUAUAAG
Molecule: messenger RNA, 2431 nt
Organism: Chelonia mydas (Green sea turtle)
Lineage: Eukaryota; Metazoa; Chordata; Testudines; Cheloniidae
Product: solute carrier family 23 member 1
Exons: 12
Coding region: 1-1875 (624 amino acids)
Biological process (GO): transmembrane transport
Cellular component (GO): membrane
Molecular function (GO): transmembrane transporter activity
Source: RefSeq, a predicted model, not a curated record